Messenger RNA from Sphaerulina musiva SO2202, 536 nucleotides. RefSeq lists its product as uncharacterized. The transcript has a single exon. Lineage: Eukaryota; Fungi; Ascomycota; Dothideomycetes; Mycosphaerellales; Mycosphaerellaceae. Bases 239 to 442 code for a protein of 67 amino acids. The record is from RefSeq and is a predicted model, not a curated record.
GAGAGAGAGAGAGUGUGUGUGUAGGGGAAGAAUCUGAGCAAAGCCCUCAGCUCGCUUGCAUCCAAGCGUGGGCUUUUUCGGCCGCCGGUUUGCUUUGCCUACCUACCCACGGUGGCCGCUUCCGAAAGGUGCUAGCUAUGGAGAAGCCUCAUAUCAGCCAACGAGCGAGGUCUUCGUCAGGUUCCAGUGAUGAUGGGGGAUUAUCCACCAUAAGGGAACACGCGUUUGUUCUUCGUCGAUGACCCACACCCGUAUGGAGAUUUCUGGCGUGAAGAUGCACAUGCGAAUCCGUAAGCCUGAAGGCAAAUGUCACGAGAAAUCCCACGUGCGAAUGUGUCGACUUGCCAACUCCGCGUUCCGGUUGAUAGGGGAUCACUCACCAUGUCGUGUAUCAGACACAGUGAUCAGACCCCUCCUCCGAGCUGCUGCUUCUGCUUUCUGACCUGAUGACUGAUCUCUUUGCUCGUAACCACCGGAGACCACUUGCCCAUAUCGUCGUUGUUAUAGAAGCCUCUCUCUCUCCAGUGCGGUUGGUU